Molecule: messenger RNA, 1959 nt
Organism: Scheffersomyces coipomensis
Lineage: Eukaryota; Fungi; Ascomycota; Pichiomycetes; Serinales; Debaryomycetaceae
Exons: 1
Coding region: 1-1959 (652 amino acids)
Biological process (GO): endoplasmic reticulum unfolded protein response; retrograde protein transport, ER to cytosol
Cellular component (GO): endoplasmic reticulum lumen
Source: RefSeq, a predicted model, not a curated record
AUGCAAUUCAUACGGUUGAUACUACUACUAAUACAGGUUGUGUACGUGAUUGGUGAUGAAUCUACCAAAUAUAAAGUCAAAUAUCAUCAUGCUAAAGUACCUAGAAACAUAGCGGAGUCUUUGUUAAGUCUUAAUCAGAAUUUAACCCAUCAAGGUCAAUUUGAAAUCAUAGACAUACGAAGAGAAUCAAUUCAUGAAAAAUACAUUUGUUUGUUACCAUCAACCCAUAAUCAAACCAUAGAGUCUAAUGAAAUCAUCACUUUACCUUCUACCAACACCCUGGAGGCUCUUGUCAAACGUCAAAAGUUAAAAAAGCAAGCAGUAGAAGCUAUUACUAAAUCAUUUAGUACCAAGGAUUGUAAUUUUGCAUUUGGAGUGGCUAAUUAUUGGACAUUUGCAUAUUGUUAUGGUGAUAAAGUUAUUCAAUUCCAUUCUGAUUUAGUUCAUCAUUUCAAAACUGGAAAGCACAAAGCAGAACAACCUGAUUUUGUUUAUUUAUUAGGUAAAUUUCCAGGAUCUCCAAGUAAGACUGAUAAGAAUGAUUUUGAAAAUAGAUUGGCUAAUCAAUCAUUCAUUUUAAAUGAUGAAGAAUUCUUAUUGAGUGAUGAAGUAAAACAAUUCAAUGAUCCAUUAAAUCAAUUGGAUGAUGAUUCACCAAAACAAGUAUUUAUUCAACAAACUUUAUAUGAUGGUACUACUUGUGCUGAAACUAAAGAUCCAAGACAAAUCGAUAUUAUCUAUAAAUGUGAUCCUACUAAAGAAAUGGUUGAUAUUGCCGAGGUUCAUGAAGUCAAUAUCUGUAAAUAUCAAAUGAUUAUUAAUGUACCCCGACUUUGUUCCAUUGAUGAAUUCAAAGAAAAUCCUUCUGAAAUCAAAAUAGCCGAUAUCGAUUGUAAACUAGUUGAUCAAUGGAGUUCUGUAUCAAUGAAACGAGAAAUUGAAUUCCGUGAUUUCUUUGGUUAUCCUGAAACCUUGGCUAAAAAUCAAUAUUUUCCAAUAUACAAAGAUAAUAAAAUAAACCUUGCUGAUUAUUCAUUAAGACCAUUAGGAGGUGGGUUUUUCUUUGGGUUUAGAAAAGAAAAGAUUCAUACUGAUAAUCCCUAUUUCAAUAAUAGAAACGUUUUAUUAUUUAAUGGUGCAUAUACUGAUCCUAUAGAACUACUUCAAAAAAUUGGUAAAGUCUUUGUUAGAUCACUUGAUUUGAAAAUACCUUCUCCCAUAGUACUUGGUCAAGAUAAAUAUUCUGUAUUAUCAUUGAAUGAUUCAUUUGUGGUUUGGUAUGAAAUGUAUAAUGAAUUUGGUAAAUUAUUAGGUAUGAUUAGAAUAACAAGGGAUUCAAGUCAUACUGAUGGAAGAAUAUUACUUAAUUUGAUUGAUCCAUCAACAAUGAAAGAUCACGAAGGUCAUGAUAUUGUUAUUGAAAAAUUCGAAGCACCAAAUAAUCAAUGGAAUUUUGAAAGCUUUUACAGACCACAACCAGUUGAUGAAAAAGAUAAAGCAAAACAAACCUUUGAACCAGAAAAGAAACCCCAGGAUAAUUUAGCAAAUACAAAAGAUUCACCUGGACAACAGCAUGUAAUAAAUGCUGAUGGUCUCACUAUGGAAGAAUUAUCUCAGAUAUUAGCGGAAUAUUUGAAGGUAGGCGGUGUUAUAAAUCCCGAUAUACCAAUUGAUAUAAAUGAAAUUGUUAAAGAUUUUCAUGAUAAAGGCAAGCAAACUCAGCAAGACGUGGAGAUAAAAGAGGAAUCUGUCGAUGAGUCUAUGGAGCAACAAAUCGACAAAGUAGGAGAUAUAAUAGAGGAAAAUGGUGAAUUAGAUUUGUCUGAUGUCCAGUUCGAAGACUCUAGCGAUCCACUGACCGAAGACGACUCUAACUCAGAGAAGCCUCAAGUUGAUUCAGAUACAGAUAUAUAUAAUAAUAAUCCCAAACAACAAGUUUUGCAACAUGAUGAGUUAUAA